Helicoverpa zea (corn earworm) is the source of this 2065-nucleotide messenger RNA. RefSeq lists its product as uncharacterized. NCBI's taxonomy places the organism in Eukaryota, Metazoa, Arthropoda, Insecta, Lepidoptera, Noctuidae. The transcript is spliced from 5 exons. The coding region runs from base 542 to 2065 and encodes 507 amino acids. The record is from RefSeq and is a predicted model, not a curated record.
AGUUUGUUCUACGAAUUGCAUUAAGGUGGGCUUGAAAACAAGAGAGAGUCAACGACAUCAGAGUAAAAGAGAUAAAUAUAUAAUGUUGCCACCAAAAAUACAAUUUCGUAUUCUCCCUAAUAAUGAGCGUAUAAAUUGAUUUUUAAAGUAAAUUACCCUUGAAGAUACUUUUAGCUAUUAUUCUAAUGCCAAAAAAUAUACUUAGUUGAGAAAUAUUAGAUAUAAAAUUUAAUAUUACUUAUUAGAAAAUAUAUAUGGGGGAUUAUGUGUGGCAACACUAAUGUCCGGACGCCAUAUUGGUUUUGACAUUGUUGACGUCACAAGAAAAAUGUCUGCGGCCGGUUGCGCACCAUUUUAUCUUGUACUAAUGUUUAUUUGUAAUAAAUAAACUACUUCCAUUUAAUUCUACAUACAUUGAUAACGUUGAGUCGAGCUUGCUCCUCCGUUGCUGUGUUUUGGUGAAAUUAAGUGUGUAUUUGUGAGAUAUAGACUCGGUGUUGAGACAGUGACUUGUUUGAUUUUGUUUUGUGUUUAAUUCGCGAUGAGUUCACAAAAAGAAAACACAAGAAUCUGCUGCUUGUGUGGAUCUUCACCUUCUAAAGAUCCCAGCAUCACUUUGCAUCGGUUUCCAAAGCCUGGCACUAAAAAUGCUCUGCGUUGUGAAUUAUGGGCAAAGUAUUGCUUCCCAAACGAAGCCUGGUCUUCACCAAAAUUCCAGGACGCACUCCAUAAACAACAUAAGAUGCUAUGCAGCAAACAUUUCAAAAGCACAUGCUUUAAUGAGAAGAAGUUGUUCAGAACAGCUGUACCUGAUGUUCAAUGCCAAAAGGAUACAACAACUUCUAAUGUGCCAGAUCAAUCUGCCAUAUUUGAACCUGUUGCCGGUCCAUCCAGAAUGAAUCCUUUAACAGAACAUAAUGUAAACAUCAUCACUCCGACCAAUUCAGGAAUGUUUGUGUGCAAGUCUUCAAAACAAGAAAGUGACCAGAAAAGCAAAAUGUUGAGGAAACUGAAAAGUAGUAUGAACAAGGUGUAUAGAUUACAAAAAACUGUAAAACAUUUAAAAAACGAAUCUUUUUUAAAUGUUAUUUGUAACAAUGAGACAGUCCGAGAAAUCCUCAAUACAAAAAUGAGUUCGACAUUUGCACUGUUACUGCAAGGAGAACUGCAGAAUUAUAAGAGGAAGAAGCCUGGUCGCAGGUGGAACAUGGAGGCUAAAAUAAUAGCAUUGAGGCUCUACAAGAGGUCACCAACUAGCUACAAAUUGCUAAGGAGAAUGAUUUGUUUACCAGCACCCAGCACAUUAAAAUCCCUCUUAAGUAAAUUUAAGAUGAAUGUGGGGACACACAAAACAAUACUCACAAUUUUAAAAAACACGACAAAACACUUUGUCCCCUCUGAACGUGAGUACAUAUUGUUGUGGGAUGAAAUGUCCUUAAGAAAAAAUUUAUGGUACAAUUCGAAGACGGAUUUAAUUGAAGGGUUUCAAGACCAUGCUACACAAGGUAGAUCUCCACAGCCAGCUUCAUAUGCCCUUGUAUUUAUGAUAGUUGGAGUCAGGAAACAUUUUAAGCAGCCAGUGGCUUAUUAUUUAUCAAGCGGUUCUGUCACAGCUGACAGACUUUCAGCUUUGAUUAAGGAGGUUUUAAAUUGUUGCUUUGAUGCUGGGAUAAACAUAUGCGCUUCAGUCUGUGACUUGGAUGGAGUCAACAAGAGAGCUCUAUGUCAAUUAGGAGCUUCUGUUGAGAAUCCCUUCAUAGAAGUGAGCAAUCACAAAAUUGUCACUCUAUUUGACACACCACACCUGCUGAAGUGCUUCAGAAAUCUUUUCAUGAAAUAUCAUGUAAGAUUUAGGACCAAUAUAACAUCAGACCACCAACAAGGAAUUGGAGUCGCUAAAUGGAGCCACAUCAAGCAAUUUUAUGAAUUGGACAAUAAUAAUCCCAAUUUUGUGUUUGCACCAUGCCUAAGUAAACAACACCUUGAGCCUAAUUCCAAACAAAAAAUGAGGGUAAAACUUGCGGCACAAGUUUUAAGCCACUCAGUUGCAGCAGGACUAUACUAA